AUGCGUCGUCUAGGGCUCCUCGAAGAACUCCGUCAGUACUGCGUCAACGAAACAGGAAUGGAGCUCGUCGACCACCACGGAAAAAGCCUCAUGCAAUUCGGCGUCACAAAAGCCGGUGACAAAGGCGGCACCUUUGAGCUCACCAAUGAAUUCGAAUUCAUGCGCGGGGACUUUGUAAAAAUGAUGUACACAGCCAGUCUCGCAGACCGCGAAUCCCUAACCGCCAAAGGCCACAAAAACGGUAGCCUAACUUACCUGUUCAACACAUCCCUCACUGCCAUAUCCCAAGACACAACCACCCCGGGUCUAACAACUGCCACCUUCUCAACCGGCGAAGCCAAACCCUACAACCUCAUCGUCGCCGCCGACGGCCAAAACUCACGCACCCGCCGCCUUGUCUUCGGGAAAGAAAUCAACAACUCAGCCUACACCUCCCUAAACACCCACGCCGCCUUCUUCCACAUCCCACGCUCAUCCGACGAAACCAGCCUCGCUCGCAUGUACUUUAGCCCAGAAAACCAGCUCACCAUGACGCGUUCGGGCGAUCGUCCAGAAACGCAAGUGUACCUCAUCCAAAUGGCAAACGCGCAGCGCACGCCCGUCCUAAAAGCAGCGCAGAAAUUACCGGUAGCGGAGCAGAAAGAAGUUUGGGCGGAGUUGUAUCGCGAUGCGGGAUGGGAGUGUGAGCGGUUCACUCAGAACCUGGAAAGUGCAGAGGAUUUCUAUGCUACGGAGAUUGUGCAGGUGAAGAUGCCGAGAAGGCAAUUGUAUUCGGGCCGCGUGGUGUUGCUAGGCGAUGCAGGGUACUGUCCCUCCCCUUUUACGGGUAUGGGGACUACGCUGGCGCUGAUUGGGGCGUAUGUGCUUGUGGGUGAGCUGGGUAAGCAUACAGGUGAUGUAGAUGCGGCGCUUAGGGCGUAUGAGGAGGAAAUGAAGGAGCCGGUUGAGGAGAAUCAGGAGUUGGGGGUUUGGGUUAAUGGGGGGAAGGGGGUCUUUCCGCGGUCUGGGUGGGGCAUUUGGGCUGUGAAUACUGUUUUGUGGACUAUGGCUGUGUUGAGGGUGGAUAGGGUACUAGGGAAGCUGGCGGGUUUGGUGCCAGAAGGAAAGGGGAAUGGGUGGAAGUUGCCGGAGUAUUCUGGUAUGAAUAUGGAACCGCUAUAA
Molecule: messenger RNA, 1161 nt
Organism: Bipolaris oryzae ATCC 44560
Lineage: Eukaryota; Fungi; Ascomycota; Dothideomycetes; Pleosporales; Pleosporaceae
Exons: 1
Coding region: 1-1161 (386 amino acids)
Molecular function (GO): FAD binding
Source: RefSeq, a predicted model, not a curated record